UGUUUUUCCCCUAGGUAUUUUUAUGGCCUCUGUCACAGUGGUGUCUCAGUGUCUUCCAGGCAUUUAUGGAUUUAUUCUGAGAACGUUCCUGUGAGGAGUAAGUCUGUGUCUGUAACGCUGGAUGUACUGACCACUUGCCUCAGACUAAAGAGGACUUGCUCUACUUUGGAAUAUGGUGCCUAACUUCUGCAUCCCAGUACUCACUGUGCCAGCAGCCAUCCUCUGCUGCUUGAUGCUGCCUUUAGCAGGAGCGGACAGCAAGCCAACGUUUAUGAAGGCUCCUGAAGAUCAGAUUGGGAUUUCUGGAGGAGUGGCCUCUUUUGUGUGUCAGGCAACAGGAGAGCCCAAGCCUCGUAUCACGUGGAUGAAGAAGGGGAAGAAAGUCAGUUCUCAGCGGUUUGAGGUUAUCGAGUUUGAUGAUGGAUCAGGAUCAGUUCUGCGGAUACAGCCCCUGCGUGUUCAUCGAGAUGAAGCUAUCUAUGAGUGCACAGCCACCAACAGUGUGGGGGAGAUAAACACCAGUGCCAAGUUAACAGUCUUAGAAGAAGACCACCUCCCUGCUGGCUUCCCAACCAUUGACAUGGGCCCACAGCUGAAGGUGGUGGAAAAGGCCCGCACAGCCACGAUGCUCUGUGCUGCCAGUGGGAACCCUGAUCCUGAAAUCUCCUGGUUCAAGGACUUCCUGCCCGUCGACACUGCAACCAGCAAUGGGCGAAUCAAGCAACUCCGCUCGGGUGGUACACCGAUCAGAGGAGCUCUGCAAAUAGAGAACAGUGAGGAGUCAGACCAAGGCAAAUAUGAGUGUGUUGCAACCAACAGCGCAGGAACCCGCUACUCUGCCCCAGCCAACCUUUAUGUCCGAGUGCGGCGUGUUGCUCCUCGAUUCUCUAUCCCUCCGAGCAACCACGAGGUGAUGCCUGGGGGGAGCGUGAACCUCACGUGUGUGGCAGUAGGUGCUCCAAUGCCCUACGUGAAGUGGAUGGCUGGUGUGGAGGAACUGACCAAAGAAGAUGAGAUGCCCGUUGGUAGGAAUGUCCUGGAGCUGAAUAACAUCAUGCAGUCUGCCAACUACACCUGUGUGGCCAUCUCUUCCCUCGGCAUGAUAGAAGCCACAGCCCAGAUCACUGUCAAAGCACUGCCAAAACCUCCGACAGAGCCAUUAGUGACUGAAACGACAGCUACCAGUGUGACCCUCACCUGGGAUUCAGGCAACUCUGACCCCAUUUCAUAUUAUGUCAUCCAGUACAAACCCAAAUCCCUGGAGGGCCAGUUCCAGGAGGUGGAUGGUGUGGCAACCACCCGCUACAGCAUAGGUGGGCUCAGCCCCUUCUCAGAGUACGAGUUCCGGGUCAUCGCAGUCAACAACAUCGGCAGGGGUCCCCCCAGUGAACUGGUCGAGGCCCGGACAGGAGAGCAAGCUCCUUCAAGCCCACCUCUCAAAGUCCAGGCACGGAUGCUGAGCGCCAGCACCAUGCUGGUCCAGUGGGAGCAGCCGGAGGAGCCCAAUGGACAGAUCCGAGGGUACCGCGUGUACUACACCACCGACCCGCACCUGCCUCUGAGCAUGUGGCAGAAACACAACACUGAUGACAGCCACCUCACCACCGUGGGCAGCCUCAUCACAGGCACCACCUACAGCAUCCGCGUCCUGGCCUUCACUUCGGUGGGCGACGGGCCCCCCUCGGACAUCAUCCAGGUCAAAACGCAGCAGGGGGUUCCUGCCCAGCCAGCUGACUUCCAGGCAGAAGCAGAGUCUGAUACCCGCAUCCUGCUGACGUGGCUGCCCGCCUCUCAGGAACGCAUUACUAAAUAUGAGCUGCUGUACUGGGAAGGGGAGGAUGGCACUCAGCAAAAGGUGGAGUUUGACCCAACCUCCUCAUAUGCUGUGGAAGGUCUCAAACCAGACACAUUGUAUAAGUUCCGUCUGGGUGCCCGCUCGGAGCUGGGAGUGGGAGUUUACACCCCCACGGUGGAAGCCAGAACUGCCCAAUCCACCCCCUCCGCCCCACCCCAAGAAGUCGAGUGUGUAAGCACCAGCUCCACCACCAUCCGGGUAAGUUGGGUGCCACCGCCCGCCCAGAGCCGCAAUGGGGUCAUCACCCAGUACUCCAUUGCCUACCAGGCAGUGGAAGGAGAUGACAACACCAAGCAUGUGGUGGAUGGCAUUGGACGGGAGCAUUCCAGCUGGGAGAUCAAGGACCUGGAGAAAUGGACCGAAUACAAGGUGUGGGUAAGGGCUCACACCGAUGUGGGGCCAGGACCGGAGAGCGUCCCCGUGCACGUGCGCACUGACGAGGAUGUGCCCAGCGCCCCGCCGCGAAAGGUGGAGGUGGAGUCUGUGAAUUCGACUGCCAUCCGGGUGAGCUGGAAGCUGCCCAUCUCCAACAAGCAGCAUGGGCAGAUCCGAGGGUAUCAGGUUACCUAUGUGAAGCUGGAAAACAACGAGCCCCGAGGGCAGCCAGUGAUUAAGGACGUCAUGCUGUCAGAAGCACAGUGGAGAGCUGAGGACUCCGUCGACCAUGAGACAGUCAUUGGAGGCCUGCUGCCAGAAACCACCUACUCCGUCACAGUUGCUGCCUACACCACCAAAGGAGAUGGUGCCCGCAGCAAGCCCAAAGUCAUCACCACCACAGGGGCAGUCCCGGGGAAGCCCACCAUGAUGAUUAGCACGACAGCCAUGAACACAGCCCUCAUCCAGUGGCACCCACCCAAGGAGAUGGUAGGGGAGCUGCUGGGUUACCGGCUGCAGUACAGACGUCUGGAUGAGGAAAAAAUGAACACGAUAGACUUCGGGAAGAGAGACCAUCACUACACAGUGACAAACCUGCACAAGGGGGCCACCUACCUCUUCAAAUUGUCUGCCAAGAACAGAGCUGGCCCAGGAGAAGAGUUUGAGAAGGAGAUCACAACUGCCGAAGAUGUGCCAAGCGGCUUCCCACAGAACCUGCGUGUGGUGGGUCUCACCACUUCCACCACAGAAGUUGCUUGGGACCCCCCGGUCUUGGCAGAAAGGAACGGCAAGAUCGUCAACUACACAGUGGUAUACAGAGACAUAAAUAGCCAGCAGGACCUGGUUAACAUCACCAAGGACACGAGUAUCACUUUGACAAAUUUGAAACCUGAUACCACUUACGACAUCAAAGUGAGGGCCCGCACCAAUAAGGGGGCUGGGCCACUCAGCCCCAGCAUCCAGUCCCGGACCAUGCCUGUAGAGCAAGUGUUUGCUAAGAACUUCCGUGUCAAUGCCGUCAUGAAAACGUCUGUGUUGCUGAGCUGGGAAGUGCCUGACUCCUAUAAAUCUGCAGUGCCUUUUAAGAUUCUGUACAAUAGCCAGAGUGUGGAGGUGGACGGCCACUCGAUGAAGAAACUCAUAAGUGACCUCCAGCCAGACACGGACUAUUCUUUUGUGCUAAUGAACCGUGGGAGCAGCGCAGGGGGGCUCCAGCACCUCGUCUCAAUCCGCACUGCUCCUGAUGUCUUGCAAAGCAAACCCAUCGCCACAAACAAGUACAUACAGGAAGGAAAAUUCACACUAACUCUUCCCAAAGUGCAGACCACUGUGCCAGUUCGGUGGUACUACAUCGUGGUUGUGCCAGCAGACCAGAGCACCAGCACCCUGACUGCUCGGUGGCGGACUCCGGAUGAGAUGGAGCUGGACCAGCUGCUGGAGGCCAUAAGCCAGGGGAGUCAGAGCAGGCGGCAGCGGCGCCAGGCAGACAGACUCAAACCCUACAUUGCUGCUCAAGUGGAUGUGCUGCCUGAGACCUUCACCCUGGGGGAUGAGAAGAACUACAAAGGUUUCUACAACAAGCCUCUGUCUCAAGACCUGAGCUAUCGCUGCUUCGUGCUGGCCUCGCUGGAGGAUGGGGACACGAAGAGAUAUGCAGCCAGCCCCUACUCCGAUGAGAUCGUGAUGGAAGUGGCAUCAGCAAAGCAGCAGGAUGAACCAGAGAUGCUGUGGGUGAUGGGACCUGUCCUGGCUGUGAUAUUAAUCAUCAUCAUUGUCAUUGCCAUACUUCUCUUCAAAAGUAAGCAAGAAAGGAAAAGGGCACAUUCCCCUUCUUCCAAGGAUGAGCAUUCCAUCGGCCUGAAGGACUCACUCUUGGCCCACUCGUCGGACCCAGUUGAGAUGAGGCGGCUCAACUACCAGACUCCAGGUGCCAGUGUCCCCUGUUGCCCGAAUAUCUCAAGCAUGCGUGACCACCCCCCCAUCCCCGUGACCGACCUCGCUGACAACAUCGAGCGGCUCAAGGCCAACGAUGGGCUGAAGUUCUCCCAGGAGUACGAGUCCAUUGAUCCUGGGCAGCAGUUCACCUGGGAGAACUCCAACCUGGAAGUGAAUAAACCGAAAAACCGCUAUGCAAACGUGAUAGCCUAUGACCACUCGCGUGUCAUCCUGACUUCCAUUGAUGGAGUCCCAGGCAGUGAUUAUAUCAAUGCCAAUUACAUUGAUGGGUAUCGGAAGCAGAACGCCUACAUCGCCACACAGGGACCGCUGCCAGAAACCCUCAGCGACUUCUGGAGGAUGGUGUGGGAACAGAAAACAGCAACUAUAGUCAUGAUGACCAGGCUGGAGGAGAAGUCCAGGGUAAAGUGUGACCAGUACUGGCCGAGCCGGGGUAUGGAAACCUAUGGGAUGAUCCAGGUGGCCCUGGUGGAUACAGUUGAGCUGGCGACCUACACCGUUCGCACCUUUGCGCUGUACAAGAAUGGCUCCAAUGAGAAGACAGAGCUGCGACAGUUCCAGUUCAUGGCUUGGCCCGAUCACGGGGUCCCAGAAUACCCCACCCCGAUCCUCACUUUCCUGCGGCGCGUCAAGGCCUGUAACCCAACAGAUGCUGGGCCCAUGGUUGUGCAUUGCAGUGCUGGCGUGGGCCGAACCGGCUGCUUCAUUGUCAUUGAUGCCAUGCUGGAGCGGAUGAAGCACGAGAAGACGGUGGACAUCUACGGCCACGUGACAUGCAUGCGCUCCCAGCGCAACUACAUGGUGCAGACAGAGGACCAGUACAUCUUCAUCCACGAGGCCUUGCUGGAGGCCGCCACGUCUGGCAAUACCGAGGUGCCCGCACGCAACCUCUUAGCCCACAUCCAGAAGCUGUCCCAGGUGCCACCAGGCGAGAGCGUUACUUUAAUGGAGCUGGAAUUCAAGAAUCUGGCCAAUUCUAAAGCACAUACCUCACGUUUCAUCAGUGCCAACCUCCCGUGCAACAAAUUCAAGAACCGCCUUGUGAACAUCAUGCCGUAUGAGCUGACGAGAGUCUGCCUGCAGCCCAUCCGGGGUGUCGAGGGCUCUGACUACAUCAAUGCCAGCUUCAUAGAUGGCUACAGGCGGCAGAAGGCCUACAUCGCCACGCAGGGACCACUGGCCGAGACCACAGAGGAUUUCUGGCGGAUGCUCUGGGAGCACGACUCCACCAUUGUGGUGAUGUUGACAAAGCUGCGUGAGAUGGGCCGGGAGAAGUGCCAUCAGUACUGGCCUGCAGAGCGCUCUGCCCGGUACCAGUACUUUGUGGUGGACCCCAUGGCAGAGUACAACAUGCCACAGUACAUCCUCCGGGAGUUCAAGGUGACGGAUGCCAGGGAUGGCCAGUCACGGACAAUCCGCCAGUUCCAGUUCACAGACUGGCCUGAGCAGGGAGUGCCAAAGACAGGAGAGGGUUUCAUUGACUUCAUUGGACAGGUGCACAAGACCAAGGAGCAGUUUGGGCAGGAUGGGCCCAUCACAGUGCACUGCAGUGCUGGGGUUGGGCGCACUGGUGUGUUCAUCACACUCAGCAUUGUGCUGGAGAGGAUGCGCUACGAAGGUGUGGUGGACAUGUUCCAGAUGGUGAAGACCUUGCGGACGCAGCGGCCAGCCAUGGUGCAGACAGAGGACCAGUACCAGCUGUGCUACAGAGCCGCAUUGGAGUACCUUGGCAGCUUUGACCACUAUGCAACGUAACAGUGCUUUCCUCCAGUCGCGGUGGGGAUGUCAAGGAGUGGAGACAGGUCUCUCUGAGCCAGAGCCACCCAUUCCUCAGUCCUGUACAGGUGGAGGUACUGCCCAGGCAGCAGACCUCCAUGCCAACCAGUUUUGACCACGGCAUUUAGGAACUUAGCCCCAGCGCCAAAUGAGGGAAUCCGACUCCAAAAGCAUUUCCAGUCUCUGGCUGAAUUUCUGCUCAUGUGCAUCUCUCACCCUCUCUCAUGCCGACUGCAUUUCACAGCAAGGCUUUAGGUGGGUGGAAUGGGAUCUUUUUUUUAAACAUGUAAAAUAGUUACUAGUGGUUUUUAUAAUCUUCUCUCUCUUUAUUUUUUAUUUUUUGCAAGUCUUAAUGUUUUGCCCAAGCAGAACUGGACCCGCCAAACCUUUGGGAGUUGGGUUUUGUUUUCUUAAUUUCCUUUUGCUUUUACAUUUUUUUACUGCCCUGUGUUUAUUUCAGCCCAGUCACUGCUGGUUCUGCCCAUUUUAGUGCAGCUUCCAUGGUAAUUUGCAGCAGCUGGCUUGUGGUUCCUGCCCAUCUCCAUUCCCCAUAGGCUUUUUAAUCCUCUGUAGAAUAUGAAAUUUCAUGGAACUGGACCUAAGCUACCAAUUAUUUUUUUAGUCUUCUUCCCCCCACCAUUAUUUCCUUAGUAGGUUUGGGUUUGGGAGGGCAUGUGGGGUCGCUGGAGAAGCGUCCCUUUGUCAGCUGGAAACCAUUCAGUCCUAUUACAAUACGUGUUCAACCAAUCCAGUGACCGUGUGUAUUGGCAGAUCCUGAUAUGACGUGAGUUGUCGUCGCCUUGUUUGUGAGAGACCCGAAAUCCCGGGCUCCAGGAAUUGGAACCUCUUUUUGUGUGUCUUGCUGGAAAGGGGCAGGAGUAUUGAGGGGGUCCCUCAGUUCCCCAGGGAGGGAAUGGAAAGAGCAAGAGAGCAAGACACGGCCCUUUGUGUUAAUCCCACGGUUCUGUGCGUGCAAGCGCCAUCCUGUCACCUCUCACCAGUGGAGUGCGUCAGAGCAUUGACAAAGACAAGGAGCACAAGCCUAGGCAAUCCACAGCAGAGCUGCACCAGCUCUCUUUGGAAGCAGGGUACUGCAGGGAAGGGGGGAAGGGGAGUACACAUGGCUUCAGAGGUUGGGUGUAUCUAUAAUUUCUGCUAUCCUGCAAAUGUUAAGAGUCACUAGAAUAUUGUACUUUCCGCUACUUCAGGAUGUUCUAAUGAACCAAUGUGGCAAGACUACUGGACUUAAUUUAAUGGUACUAUAUAUUAAUACUCCUUAUUAUAUCACGCUUGCACUAAAGAUGGGGAGUGAGCAGCCCUCUUUUGAGUGCAUUGAGUUAUGAAUAAAGGUGGUGGAAGGGUAUCUAAUUGUAUUAUCACAUGUAUUCCGAAUGUUAAGAAUCCAAGCUACGUUGAAAUCAGCAAUCCAGGGUUGGUAAUGUUGGAGGACACAUUCAUUUUUACCUUGUGGAUGCAUAGUGCUGUAGGGGUCACUGUUGUAUACAGUCUGUUUUCUAUUUGUUAAUAAAAAAAAAUCUACAGCAUCAUUGCAUAAUUCUUGAUGUUAAUAAAUUUGAAUAAUUGGGUUUCAUACAA
Molecule: messenger RNA, 7558 nt
Organism: Cyanistes caeruleus (blue tit)
Lineage: Eukaryota; Metazoa; Chordata; Aves; Passeriformes; Paridae
Source: RefSeq, a predicted model, not a curated record